AUGAAUUUCCUACAGAAGGGGCUUGCGGGAUUGGAGAGCCGGCUGGAUAAAGUGUUGUUGGAUGAACCCGGGGGACAAACAAGUACUACACCGCCACCGCCCCAGCUGGCGUUACAGCCGACGAAAGCUGAGGAGAGAGUUGCGAAUACUGUUGCUGUGAAAGGUAUGUUUGUUUACGGGUUGUUGGAGGUUUUCAGGAGGCUAAUGGAAUGAGGGAAUUAGCUGGGAGGGUAAGUCUACAGGAGCGAUUAGCAGCCGCGACAGCUCGGGGGGAGCGGGGCCGGAGCCGGAGUCCCGGAAUCGAAGAUGGGGAGCCGGUGGAAUCACCAAAGGACCAGGGUGAAGACAAAGUCGAUGGUGGGGAAGGUGGUGGAGGGGGCAGUAGUGACUGUAAACCCGAACCACCACCGCCACCUGCAACAGCGCUAGAGGAGUUGCCCGUGCGCUCAUCCACAGACUCCACUGCAUCAAAACCCACGGCCGACCCACCGCCGGCUCUCCCCCCUCCCCCGGAAAUAAUCAUAUCCCCGCGCGGAUCACUAGAAACGAACGGCCAGACCGGCGUUUCAUAUGAAGCCCUAGAGAGCACAAUCACCCUCCUCCGCGAGGACCUAGCGCUAUGCGAAGCCCGGCGACAGGAGGAAUCACACGCUGCGGCGGAGCGCAUUGAUGCACUAGAGGACAAGAUCCGCUACCUCGCGCGCGAGUCCGCCGAGGCGUGCAGACAAAAGGCCAAUGGCGCAGCAUCAGGAUUGGAAAAGAAGCUCGCGGAAGCCCAAGAGAAGAUUGCGCUUCUGCUAGAGGAGGGGGAGAAGCUGAGCAAGAAUGAGUUGAAGUUGCAGAAUUCAAUUAAGAAGUUCCGCACCAAGACGCAGGAGGAGGAGAGGGCUACUGCGGAGGCCAAGAAGCGCGCGGAGAGGGCGGAGAAGGAAGCUGUUGAUGCUAAAGAGAAAGCUAAGCGUGCUGUGGAGGAUGAGAAGAGGGCCACUGAGAGGGCUAAGGGGGCCGUGAGACUUGAGGGUGAGGUGGAAGGCCUCAAGAGGGAGAAGGAAGGUUCUGCAAUGAUCAUUGCCGAGCUUAAGGGGAAACUUGAGGAGGUUACGGAUAGGGCGGAAGAUGCGGAGAGCAGAGCCCAGACCGAAGCGCUUGAGAAGGAGCGGAAGGUCACGGUUGAAUUGAAGACUGAGGUUGAGAGAGUUCAGAGUGAAGCUGCGUUGGUUGAGGAGAGACUGCAAAGCGAAGUCCGGGAUUUGAGGACUAAGAUGGAAAGGGACGCUGAAAGGGCGAGAAUAAUGGAGAAGGAGUUGAGGGGAGAGCAAUCUGUGCGUUAUCAUAUAACUCGGGCGGUCGUGGGCUAUGACUGAUUUGGGUCUCUAGGUGAUGGAAGGCAAGAUGGAGGCUUUGAGAGCAAGAGCUGAAGAGGUUUCCAGCGGAGCUUCAGGGGACGCCCAUGCGAAGCUUUUACGGAAGGUUGAAACUCUGCAGACGCAGUAUGCCAUCGCCAAUGAGAAUUGGCAGGGUAUUGAGGGGAGCAUGCUGGGCCAGAUUUCAAACCUGGAGAAGGAGCGGGACGAGUUGACUAAGAAAGAAGCGGAGGUGCGGAGGAGAGCCAGAGAAUUGGUAUAAUCAAUCGCCCCUGCCUAGAAAUACACGCUUACCUUUCUUGUAGAGUGCAAAAUCCAAAACCCUCGAGAUGGACCUUGAAAUUUCACAGUCUAAAGUCAGCAACUUGGAGACGGAACUCACAUCGUUGAAGAAGCAACUGGGAAAGCUCAAGAAAGAGCACACUGAGGAGAUUUCUGCACUGAACCUUACUCUUUCUAAAGAACGGGAGAACUGGCAGAAGGAGCUGCAAACGCGUCUGGAAGAAGAGCGCACCAAAUGGAUCGAAGCCUCUCGCGCUUUUUCACCGCCACCUCAAGCUUCACUUCCACCGCUCACGUCUGCGCAUUCGAUAAGGAAGUCCAUGAGCCCAUUAUCCACUAGCGAAAGCUACUUCCUGGGUUCUGGCAAUAAUAGCCGUCGUGAAAGCUCCCGCUCUCCAGCGCCCUUGGAAACACCAAUUACUCCGGAGGGUCUAGGUUUAAUCGCAUCCGCUGGGCAAUUGCCGCCACCGCCACCCUGCCGAGGCUUUAGCACCCCUCCACCCUCUAUCCGCCAGGACUCCCUCCCAAUCCACAGCUCUUCCUCUCGCACCUCCCUGCAAAACAUCACUACGACACAACCAAUUACCGACCCAGAGCAGGGAGACCCUGACGCUGUCCCCAUCGACAUCUACGAGACCCCCAUAAACCCCGCCGCCACCACCUCCACAGGGCCAUACACCUACCAAUCCCCGGCAUCCCCGUACCCGCAAUCCCUCGCGCGCCAUCCAGACAUGAUCUCCGUGUCGGCCAUUGCCACGGGCCCAUCCGUACAGCUGGUAGAGCUCAUGUCCUCCACCAUCCGCCGGCUGGAGUCGGAGUUAGCGGCUAUACGUGAGGAGAUGGAAACGGCACAGGCGCAGCGGGAUGAUGCCCGGAGGGAGAUGGCCGACAUGGUCCGUGAAAUAGAGGGCAGUCACGAGGCAGAGAAGCGUGUGAAGGAACUGGAGAGCGAGAUCGAGGAGCUCAAGCGCAGGGAGGAAUGCACGCUUGAGAUGCUCGGUGAGAAGAGUGAGAUGGUGGAUGAGUUGCGCCAGGAUGUGCUUGAUUUGAAGGGCAUGUAUAGGGAUUUGGUCAGUACUGUUAAGUAG
This is a messenger RNA of Tuber aestivum (summer truffle), 2734 nucleotides long. Lineage: Eukaryota; Fungi; Ascomycota; Pezizomycetes; Pezizales; Tuberaceae. The record is from the annotation of a GenBank genome assembly.